This is a messenger RNA of Polyodon spathula (Mississippi paddlefish), 2652 nucleotides long. Its product is annotated as serine protease HTRA3-like. Gene Ontology annotation, cellular component: extracellular region. The transcript has 9 exons. The record is from RefSeq and is a predicted model, not a curated record. Lineage: Eukaryota; Metazoa; Chordata; Actinopteri; Acipenseriformes; Polyodontidae. Bases 593 to 1990 code for a protein of 465 amino acids. Gene Ontology annotation, biological process: proteolysis. Gene Ontology annotation, molecular function: serine-type endopeptidase activity; protein binding.
AGGACUCUGCCGCUACUUCUCUCCGCCGCACCGGAGACGUUCUGAUGACUAAAGAGGGACACAGAUGUAACUGCUUCACUUCUUUGUUUGCUGCCACUGCUUGAGGACAAUUUGAACAACAACGUGGGACAAAUAAACUACUACAAACGGACCUCAGUUUUUUUUUUUUUUCCUUCUACUUAUUGACACAUGCUUUCUGCCUGACUAAAUCAUUUCGAGUUUGCUGCCAAUUUUUUUUUUUUUUUUAACUGGCUAAGGACAGGUGCUUUUAUAAGCGUUUCACUGCGGAUUUUAAAUACAUAACAUUGUUUGCUUCACUGCGUGAAGUCGAUUUUAAAUAUACCUUGCAGCUUCACAUUUUGCCUAGUGCAAAUUCCCCUUUUUCAGUAGAGUUUUGCUUUUAGCAUAACUUUAUUUGCUCAAGACUAAACACAGAAACACGUCGUUCUGCUUUAAUGACAAUUAAACCCUUUUGUAAGUUUUUUUUUCUAUUAUUAUUAUUUUUAAUUAACUGAGCUUAUUAUUUUGCGCGAACUCACUUUCGUUCAUUUUUGUCCAAUCUUACACAUUGUUCUGUUACAAAGUCUUGAAGAUGCAGCUGUUUUUCUUUGGUGCAGUUUUGCUUUCUUUUUAUGGUCUUGAUAAGGCUGAGCCAGGACCGAAGUGCCCAGCGCACUGUGCUGUGAGCAAAUGCCCCAGCCCCAGUUGUCCAAGCGGCUAUGUACCUGACCGGUGUAACUGCUGCCUGGUGUGCGCGCAUGGCGAGGGUGAGCCUUGCGGGCGCAAAGAUGAUUUACCGUGUGGGGACGGACUGGAGUGCAAGCAGCCGGCAGGCAAGCGCUUUGCAAAAGCUGUCUGUCAAUGCAAACUAGGAUACAAAGUGUGUGGCAGCGACGGCAAGACUUACCGCAACGUUUGCCAGCUGAAAUCUAUAAGCAGGAAAGCGCAACAGCAAGGACUGCCCACUAUUACCCAGGUUCAGAAAGGAGCUUGCGAAUCAGGUCCUCAACACCCCAACAGUCCAAGAUACAAGUUUAACUUCAUUGCAGAUGUCGUUGAGAAGAUUGCACCUGCAGUCGUGCAUAUUGAGCUCUUCUUAAGACAUCCACUGUUUGGACGCAAUGUCCCUUUGUCCAGUGGUUCAGGAUUUAUUACGUCUGACACUGGCCUGAUUGUGACAAAUGCUCAUGUUGUAUCAAGCACAAGCACAAGUGCAGGUCGACAGCACCUGAAAGUGCAACUACACAAUGGUGAUACUUACGAGGCCACAAUCAAAGACAUUGACAAGAAGUCAGACAUAGCAACGAUAAAGGUUAACCCUCAGAAAAAGCUGCAGGUGUUGUUGCUGGGCCUCUCUUCUGACCUCAGGCCUGGAGAAUUUGUUGUUGCUAUAGGGAGCCCCUUUGCUUUGCAAAACACAGUAACUACUGGUAUCGUCAGCACGGCUCAGAGAGAUGGGAAAGAGCUGGGCCUCAGGGAUUCCGAUAUGGACUACAUUCAAACAGACGCUAUUAUCAAUUAUGGAAAUUCAGGAGGCCCUCUAGUAAAUCUGGAUGGAGAGGUGAUUGGAAUCAAUACCUUAAAGGUGACUGCUGGAAUCUCAUUUGCUAUUCCUUCUGAUCGAAUCAGACGGUUCCUCAACGAGUCUAAUGACAAACACAGCAAAGAGGUUAAAGCUGUGAAGAAACGUUUCAUUGGCAUACGAAUGCUUUCUAUUACCCCAGCCCUGGUUGAAGAACUGAAGCAGCAGAAUGCAGAUUUCCCUGAUGUCAGCAGUGGCAUCUAUGUGCUUGAAGUCGUUCCAAACUCCCCAGCUCAAAAAGGUGGAAUCAAAGAUGGGGACAUCAUCGUCAAACUAAACGGACGGCCUUUGUCGACAACCAGCGAGUUGCUGGAAGCUGUGGUAAAUGAAUCUGCGUUGCUCCUGGAGGUUCGCAGAGGGAAUGACGACUUGCUCUUCAACAUUGAACCUGAUGUCAUAAUGCAGUGAAACUGGACUAAGUCAUUUAGAACUAUGAACAUGGUCCUUCAAAUGAGGGUGUUUUAGCUGGCCUUACUUCAAUGAGCCAAUGUGACUGGGCUGGAAGUCACUGCUCCCAAUUACUGCAGGACUGGCUACAAAUAUAGAAGCAUACUGAACCAGUGAUGAGUAAUGUAAGGUUUUGAGUAUUUUUCCCAAUUAUAUUUACAACAUUUCAUUUGUUUAAUUUAGUUGUCAUUUAGAAUUUUCUUCAGUACUUUUUUUUUGCACACAAAACUGUAUGAAAAACAACAGGUAAUGUUUUGAGUUGAAAUAUAGAUAUAUCAUGUGUAUUUCAGAGAAAUUGUACAGCAUAUGGAUUUCACUGUAUUCUAUAUAACAUGACGGUGGUUCAGGAAACCUAAACUUAUGUAACAUAUAUGUUCAUAUAUGAAAGUGGGCCAUAUAUACUGUAUGUAAGGUAAGACUGCUGACCAGAUGAGCACUUUUUUUUAUCUUGGCAGAUCUACAGAAUAAUUCUUAUAGAAUUGAUGUCAUAGCAAUGUACAGAGAUCUAUGCAACAGAAACAUCACAAAAAUCAAGCUGCAUGGACUCACAGCUGCUGUAGCGCACAUUGUUAAGGCAAGCUUUUGCUGGAGAGUAUAAUAUCAUUAUACCACAAUACCAAAAA